Gymnodraco acuticeps is the source of this 2994-nucleotide messenger RNA. RefSeq names its product transmembrane serine protease 15 (gene tmprss15). Gene Ontology annotation, cellular component: membrane. Lineage: Eukaryota; Metazoa; Chordata; Actinopteri; Perciformes; Bathydraconidae. The record is from RefSeq and is a predicted model, not a curated record. Gene Ontology annotation, biological process: proteolysis. Gene Ontology annotation, molecular function: protein binding; serine-type endopeptidase activity.
AUGGUGAUGUGUGGCUGGUUGUGCCGAGGUGCCGUUGAGUCCACAGAGUUGAGCGGCCGCAUGCUGAUUACAGAGGGAGCCUUUUAUUCUGAAGAGCUGAAGAACUCCAGCAGUCUGCUGUUCAAAUCCCUGGCCUACGAUGUCCAACACCUGGUGUCGGAGGCGUUUGGUCACAGCGAGCUCAAACAGCACUUCCUUUCCUGCCAGGUGAACUCUUUCAGUCAGGGCAGCGUGGCUGUGACCUUUGACCUCUGGUUCAAUCAGCUGGUCGACCUGAAGGAGGCGGAGCAGCAGUUGGGGGUGGGCCUUCAGGAGGCCGGAGGCACGGGAUGGGUCAUCGACCGAAACAGCAUCCAGAUCACAGGGAAACAGGAAGUAACAACGGCUGCUCCGACAGGUGUCUCACCUACAGCAGAGGCGUGUCCUCCCCAGCAGACGUCCUGUGCUGAUCCGUCUCUCUGCAUCCUGAUUGGUCGGCUCUGUGACGGACACCGGGACUGUCCCGACGGCUCGGACGAAGACGCUGCCCGCUGUGCGACGGCGUGUGACGGACAGUUCAUCCUGAUUGGUCCGAGUGGCUCGUUCAGUUCAGACAAAAGCAGCAGAUUCUGUCGCUGGAUCAUCAGGCUGGACCGAGGACUCUCUCUUCGGAUUAACUUCCUGAGGUUUGACACGCAGGAGAACGUGGAACGACUGAAACUCUACGAGGGGGUCGGAGAGGACAGACAUCUGAGAGCUGAGCUCUCAGGCUCCGCCCACCCAGGGACAGUGUGGCUGCUCAGCGACCAAUCAACGGUGGAGUUAAUCUCUGAUGAUGCCAACAACCUGUCAGGGUUCAACGCCACCUACAGCGCGGCCAACACCUCCACGCUCUCCAACCAGCAGAAGCUGACCUGCUCCUUUGAGCAGGGCAUGUGCUUCUGGAGGCAGGAUGAUGCAGAUGAUGGAGACUGGUAUCGAACCAGCGGCUCAACGUUCCCCCCCCUCAGCGGCCCGAGUGCCGACCACACACUGGGAAACAGCUCUGGUUUCUACAUCAUCACCCCUCGGAGUCCCGGCCAAUGGCUGAAGAGCUUCAGGAUCCAAAGCCUGCCUCUGAGCCCGCACCCCGAAGCCAUGUGUCUGAGCUUCUGGUACCACAUGUUUGGCGAGGAGGUGCACCGUCUCCAGGUGUUUCUGGAGGACUCGGCCGUUACCGUGGUGUUCCAGAGAGACGGUAACUAUGGCGACAACUGGAACUACGGCCAGGUGACGCUGCACCUGACGACGAAGACAAAGGUGGUGUUCGAGGCGCUGAAGGAGGGCGGUAUGAGGAGCGACAUCGCUCUGGAUGACAUCGCACUGACCGCUGACCCCUGUGGCCCCGCCCCCCCUGAACCAACCAAUGUCCCGCCUCCAACAACCACAGCCCCUAUACCAGUUGACUGCGGAGGACCCUUUGAUCUCUGGGAGCCGAACUCCACCUUCAGCUCUCCAAAUUACCCACAAUCCUACGGGAACAAGGCUCAGUGCCAGUGGACGCUGCACGCCGCUGCCGGUCGGAACCUGGCACUUCACUUCCUGGACUUUGACGUGGAGGCGGGGUUUGAUGUGGUGGAGGUGCGGGAGGGCGCGGGGCUUAACUCCACCUUACUUGCCGUCCUCAGCGGCAGCUCCGGCCCCGCCCACACGCUGUUGUCCACGGCCAAUCAGAUGACGGUGUGGUUCUAUUCUGACGCCUCGGGACAUGGGAGGGGCUUCAGAGCCAACUUCAGCUCCGGGGCCAACCUGGGGUCACCAGCUGCGUGUGCUGAGGGUCAGUUUCAGUGUCGGACAGGAAGUUGUAUCCAUGGAAACGGUCAGUGUGACGGACAGGUGGACUGUCCGGACGCCUCCGACGAGUCAGACUGUGUUGUCUACACGUCCUCUCGUCUCCAGUUCCAGCGUGUGUUCUCUCGUCUCACGGUGUGUUCUGACACCUGGAGUCCUCACCUGUCUGUGUUCACCUGUCAGUACCUGGGAUACAGGUGGGGAGGGGCUCAGCUGCUGCCAGCCCGGGCCGAGGACUCACCUUUCACCUGGAUCAGCUGGACCAAUGGGACGCUGACGCUCAGAGAGACAGACACCUGCAGCAGACAGGAAGUGGUUUCUCUGAACUGUGACAACCAGCCGUGUGGAGUUCGACAGGUGACUAAGACCAGCGACAAGGACCAAUCAGAAGAGAGGACAGCUGACCCCGGUGAGGUCAGGGUGGUGGGCGGGGCUAAUGCGGAGAAGGGGGCGUGGCCUUGGAUUGUCUCUCUGCAUUGGGGGGGGCGUCACGUGUGUGGAGCCUCUGUGAUUGGUCCAGACUGGCUGCUGACCGCGGCUCACUGUGUGUUCGGGAAGAACGUGCAGCUCGAUGCCUGGUUAGCUGUCUUCGCUCUUUACGCUCAGAGCGACUCCAACGCGGCUCAGACCCGACGAGUCGAUCGCAUCGUGAUCAACAGGAAGUACGACCGGCGGAGCAAAGAGGCCGACAUCGCCAUGAUGCACCUGCAGGAGCCAAUCAGCUUCAGCCGGUGGAUCCAGCCGCUGUGUUUACCCUCUGAAGGUGAGGACAUCCCGACAGGAAGCUGCUUCAUCGCAGGCUGGGGUCGCGAUGCUGAGCAGGGCUCUCUCCCGGACGUCCUGCAGGAGGCGCUGCUGCCCCUCGUCCCCCCCCCCCAGUGUGAACAGCUGAUCCCUGAAUACACCAUCUCUCCCAGCAUGCUUUGCGCUGGAGGUGGGGGGGUCGACUCCUGCCAGGGAGAUUCUGGAGGUCCACUGAUGUGUCUCAGGGACGAACGCUGGACUCUGAUUGGUGUGACGUCCUUCGGGAUUGGCUGUGGCCGCCCUCUGAAGCCAGGUGUUUACGCUCGAGUGUCGGCCUUCACUUCCUGGAUCGCUCAGACCCGCAGAUCCUCGCCCUGAUUCUGUUCUUAAUGAUUCAAUCUGCAGUCUGUGUGAUCAUCAUGUUGUCAAUUCAUUAUAAAU